GUAGUAUUAAAGGUACACUCGAGUUUAGAGUAAACCCUACUGCAUGUUUAGAUUAAAACAUACUCGUGUACACAGUGGCUGUAUCAUGAUUUAAGAAUUAUUGGUAAUUCUGAUGGCUUAACUUAACAACAUUGGGAGAGACUUUAUGAACACAUACAGAUGAAACAGGUUGUCAACGUUAUGAGAUAUUUGCUAAUCCAGGAUUAAAGUAAAGUAUCUUAAGUCCACUUUAUCUGGGAAUACCAAGAAGAGGAGCUGACAAGUGUAUGAAAGGAUAUACUAAACUAGACAGAGAUUUAACUUGGAAAGCUCAGCAAAUACCAGAUAAAAUUUGAUGAAUAUAUGAAUCCCUUUACAUAUAUAGAACACGAAGAGAUAAUCUUAUCAAGCUGUUAAGUCUGUAGUGUGAACAGGCAAAGCAUACACAUGUAAGGAGUCCACAACACAAUACAGCACUAAAAUUUGAGGGCCGAAUAUUAACAUGGAAGCCAUUGCUAAAUACGACUACCAGUCUACAAAUGAAGAUGAACUUUCCUUCAGGGCCAACAGUUGCUUAAAGAUCAUAGAUUUUCUCAGAGAAGAGAACAGUGGAUGGUAUAAAGCUGAACUGCAGGGUUCUGAAGGAUUGGUUCCAGGUACAUAUGUAGACCUUCAGCCUCAUGAUUGGUUCAAAGAAAUAACUCGUAAGGAUGCAGAAGAAAUGCUUAAACAUGCACCUGAUGGUAGUUUCCUGAUACGUCCUAGUGAGAAUCACCAAGCCUUCUCUAUAACAGUCAAAAAUGGCUCAAAGUCUGACCAUUGGAGGAUAAUGAGGGAUGGGGCUGGAAAAUAUUUUGUAUGGGUGGUGAAAUUUGAUUCUUUAAAUGCCCUUGUGAAACACUAUAAAUCUUCUUCAAUAUGUCGUAACAAUAAGGUGUUACUGAGAGACGACAAAUCUCCAGGUGCUACAGCCUCCUCCCCAUCAUGGAGCAAAAAAGAGGAGGUCCCCCCACCAGUGAUGGCAACAAAACAAAUCAAAGUGAGGGCACUUUAUGACUUUGAGGCUUCAGAUGCUGAAGAAUUGACUCUUAAAAAAGGAGACAUUGUCACGCUCAUUGACAAAAUUGAUCAGAACUGGUGGACAGGAUCCAUCAUGAGAGGAGGGGUGGAGAAAAAAGGAUAUUUCCCAAGCAAUUAUGUUGAAGCUUUUUGAAAUACCACCAGUGCGAUAGACGAUCAUAAUUAAUUGAGAUACUGUACAGAAAACAGAACUUGGAUAGACACGUCACUGACUAUAUACACUCCAAUGGAUGCAACUGUGUCGCCCAUCAUCAACAGGUGGGGUAGAGAAUGAGUCAGAGUAUGCUUACCAUGUUCGUAAUUUAAUUGGCGAACAAUACUGAGACAAAUAGCUGUGAUGUCAUUGCAACAAUGCAUUAGUAUAGUCAAGAUGUAUGAUGCCAUUCUAAAUGAUGAGGAUUACUACAGACUAAUCACUAACACACGGGUAGAUUUGCAAUUCCAGAAAUAAAAUUCCUCUGAUUUCAUAGCAUGGUGACUAACCAAAAAUAUUUAGUACCUGGGAUUGUAAACCAAACUUGGUCUAUAUUUACUUAAAAACUAAAAAAGUUUCCAGAAAGGAACGUUUCAGAAAGUCAUGCCAGCUAUAGGUUAUCAUGGCAUUCUUUGUAAGAGCAGAAAAAGGAUGAACUGAUUGUAAAUUUUCAAAAAGUUCUUACAAUUUUGUUAAAAAAUGUUGCUGCCUGGAAAAUGUGCCAUCAGAUAUCAUAUAUCUGGCCAAUAUAGCCUCGUUUCUUUUGCUCACUAAAAGGGAUUGGGAUUUGUUUUUAUAAGAAAGGUCUAUUUUUGACUUCAUUUAGUUUAACUAGCUUUAUCUGCCAAUAAUCAUUCCACGAUGAGUGAUAACUGGCAAAAUGAUUUUACUUUCUCUUUCUCUAUGAUUUUACUUUCUUUCUCUAUGCUUUUAGCCAAGUAGUUUCAUUAAGGCUACAAAACAGGUCACCCUAAAAGGGUAUUUUAGCAAAACGGGUGGGUUUCUUCUCUGAAGUCUUGCAAGAGAAUCUUCAGGAACAAAUUCUGAUGAUACCUAAUUGCCAUAAAGGUUUCUUGAUCAUUAUUAAUUCUGAGAUUCUUGACCUUUCUUACAUGCCAUAAGAAUGAACAAGUUAGCGAUCU
Molecule: messenger RNA, 2175 nt
Organism: Owenia fusiformis
Lineage: Eukaryota; Metazoa; Annelida; Polychaeta; Sabellida; Oweniidae
Source: the annotation of a GenBank genome assembly